Messenger RNA from Eutrema salsugineum, 1243 nucleotides. RefSeq names its product xyloglucan endotransglucosylase/hydrolase protein 31. Lineage: Eukaryota; Viridiplantae; Streptophyta; Magnoliopsida; Brassicales; Brassicaceae. Gene Ontology annotation, molecular function: xyloglucan:xyloglucosyl transferase activity; hydrolase activity, hydrolyzing O-glycosyl compounds. The coding region runs from base 69 to 956 and encodes 295 amino acids. The record is from RefSeq and is a predicted model, not a curated record. Gene Ontology annotation, cellular component: apoplast; cell wall. Gene Ontology annotation, biological process: xyloglucan metabolic process; cell wall biogenesis. The transcript is spliced from 4 exons.
UCAUUCAUAAAACUAUUUAUUCCCCCUUUGGUAGUAACCACUGAAAGGGCUUUACUUCACUCUCUCAAAUGGCUUUUCAUCUUAUCCUUCUUCUUUGUCUAGCUCUACUAGUGUUGUGCCCUCGUGGUUAUAGCCAGCGUUCUCCUUCGCCGGGAUACUACCCGAGUUCUCGAGUACCGACUUCAACUUUUGAUCGUGAAUUUCAGCCUCUAUGGGGCUCUCAACACCAGCGUAGAGAGCAAGACGUUAUCACUCUAUGGCUCGACAAAUCAACAGGGAGUGGAUUCAAGUCUAUUCAUUCGUACAGGUCGGGUUACUUUGGUGCAUCCAUUAAGCUUCAACCAGGCUAUACAGCUGGAGUCGAUACAUCCCUCUAUCUCUCGAACAACCAAGAGCAUCCUGGAGACCACGACGAGGUCGAUAUCGAGUUUCUAGGGACAACGCCAGGGAAACCUUAUAGCCUUCAGACAAAUGUAUUUGUUAGAGGAAGUGGUGACCGAAAUGUCAUUGGGAGAGAAAUGAAAUUUAACUUGUGGUUCGACCCCACUCAAGAUUUCCACCAUUAUGCUAUUUUGUGGAACGCUAAUCAAAUUGUAUUCUACGUAGACGAUGUGCCGAUACGUACGUAUGAUAGAAAGAAUGAAGCUAUCUUCCCCACUAGACCGAUGUGGGUGUAUGGAUCGAUAUGGGAUGCAUCGGACUGGGCCACAGAAAAUGGGAGGAUCAAAGCCGACUAUCGAUAUCAACCAUUUGUGGCUAAGUACAAAAACUUUAAGCUAGCAGGUUGCACCGCAGACGGAUCUACAUCAUGCAGACCACCAUCGGCCUCACCUAUGAGGAACCGAGGGUUGAGCCGGCAACAAAUGGGGGCGAUGGCUUGGGCACAGAGGAACUUCUUGGUCUAUAACUAUUGCCAUGACCCUAAAAGAGACCAUACCCAAACACCAGAAUGUUAAACACACAAACAAACAAAAGAAAAAGGUUUUUUUAUAAUUUUAUUUUGUAUUACCAAAUUAUACAUUAAGUUAAUAAUGGGAGGACUUGAGACGGGUCCACACUCCACACUGGAAACUAGAGUGCAGCAGUUGAGCGUCCGGUCCUCCUAGAUUUGAGAUUAAAAAGAAAGUUAUUCUUGUAAUAUUGUUUUGUUCUAUUUGUGAUUUUCUAAUAACUGUGGCUAUAUAUGGUAUUGUAUUGUUGUGUGAACUAAAGAAAAAAAAAGGAAGAAAGUGGUUCGACCGAA